UAGUCCGGAAAAUACGGUAUUUAUAUUUUUUGUUUUAUGUUUUUAUUUUAUAAUGAUUUCUUUUAUUCUGCCAUUUUUCACAUAUUUUUUCAGAGUUAAUGCUACACUGUUUAAUAGCAGCAGGGCGCAAAAUAGAAGUUGGGGCUUAAAGCCACCACGUUACUGGGUCUAUUGAAAACCAAAAGUGGCACAGUGGAGCAGAAUUCAGGCAGGACGAGUAGAGUGGUGUGGGGUAGACGGGGGGGGGGGGGGGGACGAUACAAAAUUCCUGUAUACAUGUAUGUGUGUGUGUUUAUUUUUUCUUUAUUUCUAUGAUCCCCAGGUAUUCCAGUGAACUACCAGGAUGUCUCCUCUAUCGAUCCAGAAUGUGUUUGGAGCGAUGGAGGAAGUACCCCUCAAACCAGGAGGGAGCAGCAUCCUGGUCACUCAAGACAACAAGGCGGAGUAUGUCCAGCUGGUGACGGAGCUGAGGAUGACAAGAGCCAUCCAGCCUCAGAUAAAUGCCUUCUUGCAAGGAUUCCACACCUUCAUUCCCCCGUCGCUCAUACAGCUUUUUGACGAAUAUGAAUUGGAGCUUCUGCUGUCAGGGAUGCCAGAGAUUGAUGUAGAGGAUUGGUGCAGAAACACGGAGUACACCAGUGGCUAUGACCCUGAAGAUCCUGUGAUCCAGUGGUUUUGGAAGGUGGUAAGGAGCCUCACCCAGGAAGAACACAUUUUACUGCUUCAGUUUGUCACUGGAAGUUCUAGGGUUCCUCAUGGGGGUUUUGCUUAUCUGAUGGGUGGGAGUGGCUUGCAGAAGUUCACAAUUGCUGCUGUGCCAUAUACCUCCAACUUGCUGCCUACUUCCAGCACCUGUAUCAACAUGCUGAAACUGCCAGAAUACCCAAGCCGGGAGGUUCUCAGAGACCGACUGCUAGUAGCUCUGCAUUGUGGGAGCUAUGGAUACACCAUGGCCUAAACAUCCUGUUGCUAUGAGGGUCUUCAGUUCUUCUCAGUUGCUGGGCUUGUAACUCAAAUAGAGAAUAUUAUUAUUAACAAAAUGCUGAAAACAAAAUGCUUAAUUUUUUUUAACACAGACCACAGGUUCCCUUACACAUAUGUGCCAGCAUUUGUUGUUUGAAGCAUUACAUUUGCAAAGUGGUAGUUAAUGAAAAAUAUAUUUUAUCAUCUCAUAUACUUAUCAAUCCAUACUGUUUACAUCAAAAACAUUUUUUACUGAAGAUGCACAGAAAUAGUAGAAAUGGUGGUGAAUGCUGAAUAUCACAUAUCAGAGGAGUUUAAAGAGCUCUCUGUGUUUCAAGAGUUGAUAAUUUUUAUAUAUAAUCAUUACAAUUUAAUCAUAUUAGAAGUAUAAGGUGAUGUUAGGUCUAGCGGAUAUACUGGAACGAAAUUAUUGUUUUCUUUUAUUCUUUAGGCCACUAAAGAAGCAGAAUAAGGACAUUGCCAAUAUUAGCCCGAGUUGUAAAAAAAAAAAAAAAAGCUAUUCUUUGUAAAAAAACAAAUUGUCUCUUGCUUUUGUAAAAUCAAAGCAUAAGUUGCCAACAUAUUGAAGUCACCACACAUAUAAGGCAGUUACAGGUUAUAUUUGCCCCUUCCACGAGGUAAAAAAUGUGUCCCUUCCUACUACACUUAAAAUAGAUUGGUUAGGCCAUAUACAAUCUAUACAUAGGUAACAUGUUUUAAACUUAUCUAUGGUAAAGACGUGUAUCCAAUUUUUUGGAUUGCCCUUUUUUUGGUUGUGGUUGUAGGGAGGGGGUGCUUGAGUUAUGGAGAUGUUAAAAAUAAUCAUGUAAUGUUUUUACUGUCACUUAAGAUGCAUAAAUUCUGGAGGCCUAAUUGAAGCAUAAUUAAUUAUUUUUCAACCUGUAAGUUAUGUGUUACUAUUGUGUAUAUUGUACUGGGCUAAAUGUAAGGAUUUCUGCAGGCAGAAGGGAAACACAUUAUAUGCUGAGUCCUUGUUUUAAAUGUCUACUAGGCGGGUACAAAAUGUCUUUUGCGAUGAGUUCCAGCGGUGGGCAUGGUUUGUACAAAACACCCCAUAGCAAACAGUAACCAUUAAGUACCUGAAAGUCUGGUAUGAAAUGAUCAAAUUACAAAUAUAUGGAAUGGCAAAGGGAUAACAUGACCAGCACCAAAAUCACAUGAAAAACCUGGUAUUCAAAAUCAUGGUCUGAUAUCAAAAAGUCUGCCCACCUUUAACCUGUCUUUAACCUAAUUUAUCUCUUUUAAAUAAAAGUAUUGGUUUGUCCACCACUGAUGUGGAGUAAUGGUACAUUCAACUCCCAUAUGAAAAGUGUUUCCCCUCUUCAGGAUGAAAAAUUCCAAUAAAACAUCAUGACUCCUGUCUUUGUUAUGGUACGUGACAAAUGUGGAUGAGAUGUUAAAUAGAAAGCAAGAAAAAACAAUCCUAACCUUCAUUGAAUCAUUCUCCUAAAUGCACCAAAACUUAAGAAAAAUCAAACAAACAAGUCAACCAGUUAUUAAUGACGUCUCACCACCUACAACUGCGCUCCAACUACAACAGAGACAUAGAACCCGCUACACUCACGGCUAAUUGUAAAUGAGUGUCUAAAAACACUUUGCCCACAUAAAUGCACCCAUUGAACAGAUUUUCAUGUGAAGUUCUCAAUUUAUUUUUGAUUGAAAAUCUUGUGGCUGUUUGUAAAGACUGAAUAAUGUAAUUUAGCUGCAAUGGUAUGAAAUGUGCAUCAUGUUGAUGAGAGUCCGAAGUGUUUUCCAUUAGACUGCCACAGCUCCUGGAGCUCUCCCAUCUAGCACGACAAUUGGUAUCAUGUGACUGACUGUACAGAGUCAUAGUGUAUUUGAUGUUUUGUUGUCUUUUUGUGGAAUGAAGACCAAUAUUCUAAACCACAACACUUGUUUUGUUCUCGGUCAAAUGUUUGUCUUGCAAUGAAAUCUUUUACAUUCCCUAUGUUAUUGUUGUUGCUAUUGAUAUAAAUCAUGCUGAAGGUGUGUGUGUGUGUGUGGGGGGGGGGGGGGGGGGGGGGGGGGGUAAUGUUGUAAAUGUGGCACAUCUUGGUUAUUUUUCUUUCUAAAGGGAAUUUAGACAUUCAUCUAAUAUAUCGGUUUCAGUGUUGGUUUCAGUUCCUGCCUAAAAUACUGAUGGAACAGGGAAUAUUGUUCAUUAUAAAACAAGUCUUUAUCAAUAUUGUACUGUACAUUUCAGCAUCGACUUGUGUAUUUUACCUUGAAAUACUUGUACUUAAAUUUUAUCUAAUAAACGAAAAUAUUUCAUAA
Messenger RNA from Fundulus heteroclitus (mummichog), 3258 nucleotides. Its product is annotated as E3 ubiquitin-protein ligase HACE1-like. Lineage: Eukaryota; Metazoa; Chordata; Actinopteri; Cyprinodontiformes; Fundulidae. Gene Ontology annotation, biological process: proteasome-mediated ubiquitin-dependent protein catabolic process; protein polyubiquitination; positive regulation of protein catabolic process. Gene Ontology annotation, cellular component: nucleus. The record is from RefSeq and is a predicted model, not a curated record. The transcript is spliced from 7 exons. Bases 344 to 958 code for a protein of 204 amino acids. Gene Ontology annotation, molecular function: ubiquitin-protein transferase activity.